AGGACCCAUCAGUGGGGGGACAGCCUGCGGGCGCGCUUCCCUGCGGACCAGGCCUGGACCUCGGCCCGGACAGCGCCCCCGUGCACCCCCCGGCCUGGACAGCGCCACCCCACCCCCCCCACCCCCCCCCGACCCCGCGAGCCCCCCAUGGAGCACCUGCUGCGCGCUGAGCUGCGCACCGCGACCCUGCGGCCCUUCGGGAGCCCCGGGGCGGGCUGCAUCAGCGAGGGGCGCGCCUACGACACGGACGCGGGCCCCGUGUUCGUCAAGGUCAACCGCAGGACACAGGCCCGGCAGAUGUUUGAGGGAGAGCUGGCCAGCCUGGAGGCUCUCCGGGCCACCGGCCUGGUGCGGGUGCCUCGGCCCGUCAAGGUGAUUGACCUGCCCGGAGGGGGGGCCGCCUUUGUGAUGGAGCAUCUGAAGAUGAGGAGCUUGAGCAGUCAGGCGUCCAGGCUCGGAGAGCAGAUGGCAGAGCUGCACCUCCACAACCAGAGGCUGAGGGACAGGUGCCGGGAGGAGGAGAGCACGCUGGGCCGCAGGGCUGAGGGGGCCACGUACGUGAGCAGGUUUGGCUUCCACACAGUGAUCUGCUGUGGCUUCAUCCCUCAGGUGAACGAGUGGCAGGAUGACUGGCCCACCUUCUUUGCCCGGCACCGUCUCCAAGCGCAGCUGGACCUCAUUGAAAAGGACUAUGCUGAUCGAGAGGCCCGAGAACUCUGGUCACAGCUACAGGUGAAGAUCCCGGAUCUGUUUUGUGGCCUAGAGAUCGUCCCUGCCCUGCUUCAUGGGGAUCUCUGGUCCGGGAACGUCGCCGAGGACGACGUGGGACCCAUUAUUUACGACCCAGCUUCCUUCUACGGACAUUCUGAGUUUGAGCUGGCCAUUGCGUUGAUGUUUGGGGGGUUCCCCAGAUCCUUCUUCACUGCCUACCACCGCAAGAUCCCCAAGGCUCCGGGGUUCGACAAGCGGCUGCUGCUGUACCAGCUCUUUAACUACCUGAACCACUGGAACCACUUCGGGCAGGGGUACAGGAGCCCCUCCCUGGGCACCAUGAGGAAGCUUCUCAAGUAGCAGCUGCCCUGCAUCGGCCACCCCCUGCUUCACCAACAGGCCGGGCGAGCAGCGCCAGUGAUCAAUAAAGUCGGGGGCUCCCGGACCCA
Molecule: messenger RNA, 1160 nt
Organism: Nyctereutes procyonoides (raccoon dog)
Lineage: Eukaryota; Metazoa; Chordata; Mammalia; Carnivora; Canidae
Gene: FN3K
Product: fructosamine 3 kinase
Exons: 6
Coding region: 148-1071 (307 amino acids)
Biological process (GO): fructosamine metabolic process
Source: RefSeq, a predicted model, not a curated record